AUGAGGAUGUUGCUAAUGCAGAGGAGACUACCAAAGAAGUUCUGGCCAUACAUGAUCAGAGCUGCAGCAUUCAAAAUAAACCUCACUCUGAGCAUUGAUAAUGAGUUCCCUUAUCAAGCAAUGUUUGGCAAGUUGCUGGAGCGAGCUUUAAGACUCCUACAAGUGUUUGGUUGUCUGGCAUGGGUAAAUGUACCCAAAGUCAAAUGGGACAACAAGAAACUGGACCAUCUAGAGAGAAAGGGCUGGCUCUUCUACAGUCUGGACUAUAAUCCAAACAUGUUCUGGAGCAAUUCAGCAAAAUUCAUGGAAUCAAAGUGCUGGUCAGACAGAACAGAGUGGCAACUGGUUGACACAAAGGCACCUCCAGCAAUGAUGACAGAAGAGAAUUUCAAAGAUCUAGGAUAUAACAAAGAAAAUAUAUUUGAUGAAACAGAUGAAGGGCCACUACAAGAAUACAUGGAUAUGGAGACAGAUUCAGAAGAAAGGUUAAGUGGAGGAAUGGCAGAGGUGAUGGAACAAGAAUCAAUUGCCAAAACUCAGAUUGACAGCAAAUUCUUUGGACUCAUGGUGAUGCAACUGGAAUGGAGAAAGAACCUGGACCCAACCAUACAUGAAGCAAUGAGUGGAGAAGACAGAAAGCACUGGGAGGAGGCCAUGUGA
This is a messenger RNA of Ustilago hordei, 660 nucleotides long. RefSeq lists its product as uncharacterized. The transcript is spliced from 2 exons. Lineage: Eukaryota; Fungi; Basidiomycota; Ustilaginomycetes; Ustilaginales; Ustilaginaceae. Bases 1 to 660 code for a protein of 219 amino acids. The record is from RefSeq and is a predicted model, not a curated record.